AUGUCUGCUCUUUUUGUGCUGGUGAUGUUUUUUCUGUUCAGCCCAUAUUGGGAUCUUGGAACAAUGUGUUAUAAAUGCAACAAAUAUCAUCUUGGGAUCUGCUAUGAUAUGAUGAGAUCCUGCAUGCUGAGGCAUAGACAGUCCUGUGCUGCUGAGAACUUUUACAUACUCACAGAGAAAGGACAGAGAAUGUAUCAUUAUUCAAGACUGUCAUGCAUGACCAACUGUGAGGACAUCAACUUCCUGAGUUUUGAAAGGAGGGCAGAGAUCAUCUGUUGCAAACACAGCAGCUAUUGCAACGUCCCAGUGGGAUUCUAGUUCUGAAUUUCCUAUGGAUUUUGGGUCAUCUUCAACUUGCUAACAACUCCA
Molecule: messenger RNA, 369 nt
Organism: Acomys russatus (golden spiny mouse)
Lineage: Eukaryota; Metazoa; Chordata; Mammalia; Rodentia; Muridae
Gene: Pate2
Product: prostate and testis expressed 2
Exons: 3
Coding region: 1-318 (105 amino acids)
Source: RefSeq, a predicted model, not a curated record